GAAGGCGCUCCGCGGGCUCAGUCCGCGCGCUGCCAGGUUUCCGCCGCAACCAGUAUAGCGAGCAGUCGCGAGGCCCGGCUGGCCGGGGUGCGGCGCCGACAUGCGCCCUCUGCUCGGCCUGCUCCUGGUCUUCGCCGGCUGCACCUUUGCCCUGUACUUGCUGUCGACGCGACUGCCCGGUGGGCCGAGAACAGGCUCCCCCGAGGAGCCUGAAGGCAGGUCACUCUGGUUCCCCUCAGACCUAGCAGAGCUGCGGGAGCUCUCUGAGGUCCUUCGAGAGUACAGGAAGGAGCACCAGGCCUACGUAUUCCUGCUCUUCUGCAGCGCCUACCUCUACAAACAGGGCUUUGCCAUACCUGGCUCCAGCUUCCUGAACGUAUUAGCUGGUGCCUUGUUUGGGCCAUGGCUAGGACUCGUGCUAUGCUGUAUACUAACCUCGGUGGGUGCCACAUGCUGCUACCUGCUCUCCAGUAUUUUUGGCAAACAGCUGGUGGUCUCUUACUUCCCUGAUAAAGUGGCCCUGAUGCAGAGAAAGGUGGAGGAGAACAGAAACAGCUUGUUCUUCUUUUUACUGUUUUUGAGACUUUUCCCUAUGACACCAAACUGGUUCUUGAAUCUCUCGGCCCCGAUUCUGAACAUCCCCAUUGUGCAGUUCUUCUUCUCAGUUCUUAUUGGUUUGAUCCCAUACAAUUUCAUCUGUGUGCAGACAGGCUCCAUCCUGUCAACCCUAACCUCUCUGGAUGCUCUCUUCUCCUGGGGAACAGUCUUUAAGCUGUUGGCCAUUGCUCUGGUGGCCUUAGUUCCUGGAACUCUCAUUAAAAAAUUUAGCCAGAAACACCUGCAAUUGAAUGAGCCAAGCAACACUAAUCAUAUAAAUAGAAAAGACACGUGAUCUGGAUUUUUUGUUUGCCACAUCCUUGGACUCUUGAUGAUUUGUUACUGGGUGUGGUCCUUUGAAGGUCCUCAUUGAUUUUUAAUUACCCUCACCAGAUAAUCUGGACACUGUUCAUCUGUGUGCAGUGUCUUGUCACAAAGGGCACUCAGCUUUAAAAGGUGAAUCGUAUCUAGUUUGGUCUGGCCUUGCGUUGGCAGGACUGGGAAUGGGUGGCCUCCUAGAAAAUCCCAUCUCUUGUUUAUUAAUUAAAAAGGAACUCAGGGUGGUCUGUUGGGUUUGCCUCUUGCUUACUCCUGGGCUGCCUUGGGAGAAGUUGGUUGUCYUUGUCCAGAGUACCUCUUGCAAAAUGAUAGGCUGUGUGUGACACGUGUUCUUCUGUUAAGUCUCCAUGGAUGUUAUUAGGAUCACUGCGGACUUGUGAACCCACAUUGCUGACAUGACUCUCCACCUGCUGUUAGUCUCUUGAAAUGUUUCUUAUGUACUGUUUUUUUUUUUUGUUUAUUUAUUUUUUUCUUUUUGCUGCUGAUCUACCUCUUCCAUAAGCCAAGGGAAACCGCCUAAGACUUCCACAUAUAGCUUAAGUGCACAGUGAUUUCUGUGAUGCUCUGUGUUCAGACACAGUGAUGUUAACCAUGUAUGUCAAAUCUCUUCAUGGUUAUAUGUCCUGACAAUUAAGCUAACUAUAAACAGAUUAUUAAAUAUGAAUGGAACAAACCUUUAUGUUAUGGAUCUAUAGUAGGGAAAUCUUUACUCUUCUGGACAGGGCAGGGCCCUUGAGUCACCUGAAUGAAAUGACAAUCUGUACAUUAUCUAAUAUGUCCUUUCAGUUGGGAAUCCCUUCUACCUCCUUCUGGAGAAUGGAUUCAGUACACUAGUAUACUUAUGAAUGUUUUUGUUAUUUGUUGAGAAAAACUGAUAAGUAAUUGUAUUUUUUAAUUCAAAAGAAAAGUUGGUCUUAUUACUUGGUUGUGUUGUAUUUUAAUUACCUAAGGUUGUUAUUGCUUCCUACAGCUGCAGAAUUGGAUUGGCAGGGACCUACAUUACUGUCUCUAUGGACAGAUGGCGCUUGGCACCUAAACUGACCAGCUCUGCAAUCCUGUAUUCUCAUAAUUUAUCAGAACUGCUACUCUUGAGCGUCAUCCAUUGGGUUUUUGUUUGUUUGUUUGUUUGGAUUGGCCAAGAAUCUCGCCAAGGCUUUAAUCUGAGCCUCUUGUUGUACAUGAAUUCUUUGGAAUACUUACAUUCCAUAGGAAGAAUGGGUUCCAAAGUAGUGUUUUGGGACAUGGUAUGGUCUUUUCACAGCAAAGAUUUCAUUUUUAA
Urocitellus parryii (Arctic ground squirrel) is the source of this 2215-nucleotide messenger RNA. RefSeq names its product transmembrane protein 41A (gene Tmem41a). NCBI's taxonomy places the organism in Eukaryota, Metazoa, Chordata, Mammalia, Rodentia, Sciuridae. The record is from RefSeq and is a predicted model, not a curated record.